Messenger RNA from Schistocerca nitens (vagrant locust), 2640 nucleotides. Its product is annotated as zinc finger protein 846-like. Gene Ontology annotation, biological process: regulation of transcription by RNA polymerase II. The coding region runs from base 532 to 906 and encodes 124 amino acids. NCBI's taxonomy places the organism in Eukaryota, Metazoa, Arthropoda, Insecta, Orthoptera, Acrididae. The transcript is spliced from 3 exons. Gene Ontology annotation, cellular component: chromosome. Gene Ontology annotation, molecular function: chromatin insulator sequence binding. The record is from RefSeq and is a predicted model, not a curated record.
GACAGGUUAAAGUUGCCUCCCCAUUGACUGUAGACUUCCUUUCAAAGACUCUAGAACUGUCACAGCAGAAUCAGAUGGCCAGUAAAAACAUCCAACAAUUAACUUGGUUUCACUUACACCUGUUCACCUGUUAUAUGCGACCAGAUGACUUCACUGUCGCAUGCAACAUUGAUCUCAAUAGAGGCAAUAUUUUUGUCAACUGCAAUGAACAAUCCCCUUCCUAUGCCCUCUAAUCUGUCUCUCUGAUGUACAUUCCAUGACUCGCUAAAUAUUUCAGAGCUUUCCACUUCACGUUUCAGCCAGCUCUUGUUCCCAAGAAUAAUUUGAAUGCGAGAACUUUCCUGGAGGGAAGGAGGACAUCUAUGUUCAACGAAGGAGGGAAUAGAUGUAAAGUUCUGAAUAAAUUGCAAAAGAUAAUGAGACUGUGCCCUGCCUACAACAACACUUUUGUCUUCAGGUGCAAAAGGUUGGAGUGUUGAUGAUGUGGAUGGACAAAGAGCAAAUAGACAUCAGACAUUAUUUAUCUGCAGGAUGUGUGGGAGAAAUUAUGUUCACAAGAAGAACUUACUUAGGCACAUCCGUGUAGAGUGUGGUAAAGAAGCUACAUUUUCAUGUAUGUUAGCAUACAGCAACAUGACAUCAGCUUGGCGACUAUUGGCAAGAAGUGGUGAAGAUUUUCAGUGUCUCCGAUGUGGAAAAACAUAUAUGCACAAAGGCACUCUUAGUCGUCAUGUUCAAUAUGAAUGUGGCACAGUUCCACGAUUCACAUGCAGAAUAUGUGGAGCAAGAAACAGACGUCGUUAUGGGCUUACAAAUCAUCUCAUCAUGGUACAUGGUGUGCAGAAGAAACAAGCUGAAUUGAAUAUAACAGAAAAAUAUAUAGAAAAGACUGAAAAAUUUCAGUAGCAAUGUAAUUCUGUAGAUAUUCCUUCCUUCUCACUAUGGCAAGAGUAAUAGUUUUUAUAUAGCCAGCUACUGAAAAUUUUACAGUUCCAGAAAUAUUGAAAUAAUUUGAUUGUAUGGUUUUCAGUAUUUCGGUGAAGGCUUUUGUUUUAAUACUAAUGUCUUACAUUUAAUUGUUCUUAAUAAGAUACAUGACAUAAAUGUGUUAUACCUUUACAAUAUAUGAGGAGACACACUUAUAGACUUCCGUGGUAGCUUUGGUGGUUAAUUAGGGAAACAAAUUACAACAAAGAUGUCUUUGGUUUCUUUCCCAGCUGUUCACUUUUGAGACCUAGAAAUAGGAAAAAGUGUAGUUUGUCAUCAGCUAAUAAAUAAUUAAAAAUAUUCACAAGAUGAGAGUGCAUACUCACAACUAUGUAUAGAAAAUAUGUACUUAAAGGGAAGAUGUGGAAACAGAAGUAACAGUGGUAUCAAAAAGAACAGAAACUUGCAUGUUCCUUUUUUCAUCUCUCAGGAAGUGAUGACAAAGGAAAUGAAAAGUGAAACAAUACAAACAAGUUCACAGUCACAACCUAGAAAUUAAGAAUAGUAUUUUUAUUAUAUUAGAAAGGAAGUCAUGUAAUGAUACAUUGAAUUUUCUUGAGUAACUGAACUCUAGAUUCUGAGUUGAGCUUUCCCUUCUGGUACAUUUUUGGUGUAUUUACCUUUUCAUCCUUUCCCUCUCCCCUCAUUUCCUGUUCAUGGACAAUACCAAAUCCAUGAAACUUGCACUGGUUUUGGUGCCAAUGUCAGGUGCACUUUGAUGUGUUUACAGUAAGUACAACUUUUUCAAUAUUAAUCAGUUUGUUUCUUAUGUUUAAUUACUAGUUUUAAGCUGCAUGUGUUAAUCAGUUCAACAAUAAGCUAAUUUUAUCAAAUAAUUACAAUUUUAUAUAACAAAGAGACUGAAAGGAGACACUGUUGUCCAAGGGUUCAGUGAGAAUUUAUUGCUUAGCCAUAGCAAUUUCUGAUCCACUGUGCUAUUUUGCCCUCCAUUUAUAUUACAACAUCAUUUUCUCUGAUUCCAUAAUCUUAACAUUUAUAUCAAAUGUAGUUACUGUAAUUAUUAAUGUCUGACAAUCUUUCAAAACUUAAUAAAUUCUCAUUUUUCUUCCAUGCUAUAACAUUUCUAUUAUUUGCUUUUUGAUGUAACACACUAGUUUUUGAAAACAAUCCUAGAUCUAUUCCUUUACACAGAUUGUUGGCAUAAAACAGAUUGUUGUUAUCCAUCAUUUUGUGAAGAGUGGUUCAGUGGUGCUUUCCUUCUUUGUUGUAUACAACAGUAUAAUUAAGAACUGAUAAUUGUGGUGUAUGUAGGUUAAUGCCUAAGAAUGACUGCCAAUUUCUCUGUCUUAAAUAGAUAGCCUGUUUCAUAUGCAUGAUCUAAAUAUUAACAGAUUCAGUUACAGGUGAAAAUGUGCCUAGCAAAAGUUACCACGAGUAUUAUUACCUGCUAGUCAUAUGAACCCUAACUUAACAUUUUUUGUAAGUGUGUUUUAUGCAUGUAACACACACUUAUCUUAUAUUGUGAUAUAUGCACAUGUAAUGGAAUUUUCAAAAUGAAAUAACGGUCUAAUAAAACUGGAAACAACUUUUAUGCAACAAAUGAUAUUUGGAUGCUAAUGAAUUUCACAUGUGGAGUUUUCUAAAAUAUACAUUAAUCCUAUAAGACUUGUUGUUACAUUACUUUUACUUGAG